AUGCUCCUGGGCUACUGGGACAGUCCGCAGCUGGCGCACGCCAUCCGCAUGCUCCUGGAGUUCACCAACACCGAGUACGAGGAGAAGCGCUACACCUGCGGGGAAGCUCCCGACUAUGAUCGAAGCCAGUGGCUGGAUGUGAAAUUCAAGUUAGAUCUGGACUUUCCUAACUUGCCCUACCUGGUGGACGGGAAGAACAAGAUCACUCAGAGCAAUGCCAUCUUGCGCUACAUCGCUCGCAAGCACAAUAUGUGUGGCAACACAGAAGAAGAGAAGAUUCGCGUGGACAUCAUGGAGAACCAGAUAAUGGAUUUCCGCAUGCAGCUUGUCCGGAUCAGCUACAGCCCUGACCAUGAAAAGCUGAAGCCUCAGUACUUGGAGCAGCUGCCUGGAAACCUCAAACAGUUUUCCUUGUUCCUGGGGAAAUUCUCGUGGUUUGCUGGGGAAAAGCUCACCUUCGUGGACUUCCUCACCUACGAUGUCUUAGACCAGAACCGCAUGUUUGAGCCCAAGUGCCUGGAUGAGUUCCCAAAUCUGAAGGCUUUCAUGUGUCGUUUUGAGGCUUUGGAGAAAAUAGCCGAGUACAUGCAGUCUGACCGCUUCUUCAAGCUGCCCAUCAACAACAAGAUGGCCCUGUGGGGAAGCAAGAGGUGCUGAGCAGGGGCCCAGCUCGGCUACCACCCUGCCGGUGGGGGGCCUGUCUUCCAUCUUUUGCUCUUUUCAAUAAACGGCUUUUAGACUA
Echinops telfairi (small Madagascar hedgehog) is the source of this 742-nucleotide messenger RNA. RefSeq names its product glutathione S-transferase Mu 3. Gene Ontology annotation, biological process: glutathione metabolic process. Lineage: Eukaryota; Metazoa; Chordata; Mammalia; Afrosoricida; Tenrecidae. The record is from RefSeq and is a predicted model, not a curated record. Bases 1 to 657 code for a protein of 218 amino acids. The transcript has 7 exons. Gene Ontology annotation, molecular function: glutathione transferase activity.